UUUAAAUUUUAUAACUGAAAAUAUGUUUUAAGAUAACAAUACGAUGUAAAAAUUAUAUUUUUGAAAAAAAAAUAUUAUAAAUAAAAAUUCGUUUUUGAUUAUAUAGUUAAUUAUAUAUAUAUAUUAAGAGUAUUAUAGAUAUUAACCGCUCUAACUUUUAACGUGAGAGCUCCAUUGCUAAAAUUUAUUUUGCAAAUAAUAGUAUAGAUAGAUAGAUAGAUCAGAAGUAUUAAUUACUCAAGUUUUUCAUGAGAAAAGUCGUUAUCCUCAAAAACAACAUGAUGAAUGAAUAGCCUUAAUUAUAGAAUACUCAAGUUGAUGGGGAUUAGAAAUCUCUUGGCUUUUCUGAUCAAAUGAAUCAGGAACCGUAGUUUGUGUGACUUUGUGAUGAUUACGAAACCCUAAAUUUGGUAUAUGUUUAUAAACGUACACUUGUCUUAAAUCUUACAUCAAUAAUCUUAAAUCUAGCAAAAUAUUUUAGUUUAACAAAUCACAGAUACUCAAAAAAGGAAAAAUACUCAGCCACAUGGGAUGACAAAAAGUUUUUUUUGACUUUUUAACAACUGGUCUUUAAUGUUAAGACCAGUUGUUAAAUCUUACAUCAAUAAUCUUUAAUGUGGAAGCACCGUAGCCUAUUGGUUAAGGUUUAAAGGCUUCUACACCCAUGUCUAGGGUUCGAAUCCCAGACUAUGUAAUUUAAUGCAGAUUACAGGAAAUCCAGGUUUCAAGUCCCGGAGAGAACGGUUUAUUAAACAAUUAUGCAGACUACAGAGGAAAAGCUUGCAAGGGAUCUUCAACAUGGUGCAAGUAAAUCUGGCCAGGCGUGGAUCUUCAUAGGACGGCUCAGAUGAUGCAGUUAGACGUAGGUCUUCAUAAGGCAGGUAGUAUUGUCGGUUGUCGAAUCGUCUAUGUAAUCUUUCCUAUAUCAUAAUUGUAAGAUCUAAUAAAUCAGCGUUAAAAAAAAAACAACUGGUCUUUAGUUACGUUUUCACAAAUAAUCAAAAACGGAAAACAAUGAAGUUACUUUCCUUUUUUUGCAGCUGCACUUUAGUUAGUUUCCUGUUCUGUACCAAGAAAAAGGAAACUUCGAGAAGAUGACGGAGACUUCAACCUCAAGCAACCCUUUGUUGCCUCUCAAGAAACGCAAGAGACCUGUCGAUGACACAACAGACAAUGUCCUCGCUGUUGCCACAAAAAAGGUUGCACUUUUAGGGAAUUCAAAAUACAAAGGAGUAGUUGAACAUCAUCGUAACGGACACUGGGGCGCUCAGAUAUACAUUGACCACAAGAGGAUUUGGCUAGGAACUUUCAAAUCUUCUGUUGAAGCCGCCAUGGCUUACGAUAGCGCAUCCAUCAAGCUCCGAAGCUUUGAUGCUACUUGUCACAGGAACUUCCCUUUGAAUACUUCCACGGUUCACGAGCCGAACUUUCAAAAAGGCUACACAACGGAAGCUGUGUUGGAGAUGAUCAAAGACGGUUCUUACCAACAAAAGUUUAAAGAUUAUCUUAGUCUCCCUUUUCAUAAUGUCGCUAGUAUCAACUUAGUUGGAUCAGAACGAGUCCAAGGAGAUCAAGACUCAACCAAGUACCGUUUGACAUGCACAGAGCUAUUUCGGAAGGGAUUGACUCCAAGCGAUGUUGGAAAACUCAACCGGCUUGUGAUACCUAAGAGGCAUGCAGUAAAGUAUUUACCUUUCAUAAACGAGAGAGAAGAGGGUGAAAUAGUAGAGGAUGUUGAGGUUGUGUUUUUUGACAAAACAAUGAGACAGUGGAAGUUCAGGUAUUGUUACUGGACAAGUAGUCAGAGUUUUGUCUUCACCAGUGGAUGGAAACGUUUCGUCAAGGAGAAGAAUCUCAAAGAGAGAGAUGUUAUCGUCUUUUACAGAUGCGAUUUAGUAGGUCAAAGCAAGAACUUCUUGAUGAUCCAUGUUCAAUACAGUUCUGAGGGAGAAGUAAAAACAGAGAACUUCGUUAACUCUAAGCUAAAAGAAGAAGAAACCAAAUCAGUGGACAACAAAGGAGGGUUUAUGCUCUUUGGUGUUAAGAUCCAAUAGCUACUUCGUUAGAGUUUGUUUCUAAUAUAGAGUUCAUAAUGUACUUUUUUGAAUUGCAACAGUUAAUAUACUGAUUUAGUUGGAAACAAGACUUUUUCAAAUCAAAUCUUCUUUUAUAGUCGCAUAUAACCAAAAGAAGAGAAAAAAAAAACGGAAGGAGAAAUCUCAGAAAAUAGCUUAGAAAAAAAAAUCUCAGAAAUAUAAAAUUAAAACUUACGAAUUAUUUUCUUAGCGUCUUGAAAAACUAAAAGUUCAUUAUUGAUUGGUAAAUAAAAUCUAAAGUUUUUUUUUUCAAAUUUGCUUUUACAGUAGUUAGCUUAUUUAUUUAUUUAUUUUUAGUUGAGUGGUGAAUUAAUAGUUUAAAAACUUCAAAGAGUAAAAUAUGAAGAAAAAUAUCGAAGCUAUAAUAAAACAAAAAAAAAGAAAAAGAAAAAAGCGCUAAAAUAAUUUUCAACUUUAAAAUUUAAGCUGAAAAAAUUUAAGCUGAAAAAAUCUCAGCUGAUUACAAAUGCUUUUUUUAAACAACUAGGUGUUUCGCCCGCACGUGCGGGCAUAGAGAUUUUAUAACUACUUAUUAAUACAUGUAUUACUAGUUAAAAAAUAAUUUUAAAUUAUUAUUUAUCUUUUCAUUGAAAAUUAUUAUGUAUUAGAAAUUUUUAAAAUUCCUUUAUGCACUAUAUUCAUUAUUAAUAAAUAAUAUAUAAAUCUUAGAGAUCAUUUGAUAUUCUCUUUCAAUUAUAUAGAAUUAAUAAUUUUACUUAAUAUUUAGUUAUGUAUUUUCUGUUUUUAAAAUUUUAACCAUUUUAUUAAAAUAUAUAUUUUUGCAUAACAACACAAUAUUGUUCCAAAAAAGGAUAACAACACAAUAUAUUAGGAAUUAUCUUUUUAUUUUAAAUAUAUUUUAAAAUUAUGAAUAAUUUUUAUUUUUAUUAAUUGUAAGCACUUAUCUAAUUAAAUAAACACUAAAUUCGUUUUUUUUAUUUUAUCUAUUUUAUUUAAUUUAUUCAUUAAGAGUAUAAACGAUAUUAUCCGUGCUAAUUUUUAAUGUGAGAGCUUCGUUGUCAAAAUUUACUUCGCAAAUAAUAGUAUAGAUGAACGAAUAAAUCUCGUAAUCAAGCCAUUUUUAGUAGUACUGAACAGUUGACUUUUGACAUGUUUAAAAUGUGUUGAUCAACAAAAGUAUGUGAUUUUUAGUAGUUCUGAUUUAAAGUUGAAAAUUAAAAUAGUUUUCCUAAAUUUAGAAAUUUAUGUGCAUAUAAUUUUAAUGAUUCAGAUAAACAAAUUAUCUUUUGGAUUUAUGCAUGAAAAGACCUAGUUUAUAUACAAGUCGCAUAUACCAAAAAGAAAUGGACAUGGAACCCUUAAGAAUAUAAAAUUAAAAAUUUUAAGAUUUUUUUUUUAAUGUACUCUUAUUCAUCAACCGGUCAAACCGGAAUUCAGUGUUUGAUACAAGCUUGAUUCAACCAAAAAUUUUCUAAAUCAACCAUUACAAGAGUAGCUUCGCUCGCCUACUUAACCGACACCAUCUGCUAAUCUGCUCGGGAAUCCUCAUAAAAUCAAUCUCCGUUCUUUGCCAUUGAUGUUAACCACAAGGAGGUGGGGUUUACCUCGUUGCCUCGGAUGCCGGACUCCUCGACUCCUCGUGACAUCGCCGGAGUAGCUAGAUUUUGAUAAUCUCCCCAACACUUGUAUCUUGACUGACCAUGAAGCUCUAGACUCAAACGGUUAAUAUGUAAGAGAUAGCAAACCUUGAAGAAUGCCACCGAGACCUUACCGAACCGUGGACUGAGGAGGAAAUCGAGCGCCAAAUACCGGUAACAGAUAAAGCAACUCAGAACCUCCUAACAAAUCAGGCUGCAAUGAGGACAAACUAGACACCGGGUCUUCAGUGACUGCAAUAAGAAAGAGAGAAGCCUACCAUGAUCACCAAAGGAAAUCUCAGCACUGGGAUGGCUAAAACACUAAUCAAGUCACUCCGCCAACCAAGAGGUUCAAGACCAACGACUCAAACGAUGGCCCCAACCGACGGCUUGACCCGAGAACUAGAGAACCUAGCACGGUCUUCUUGCGCUUCAGAGCUACUCCUUGCUGGUGAAGCUAAGUAACAGGCACUGAAGCGGCACCAAACAACUCAAGGACAUUUCCAAAAUGAAAUGAUGAGCAACAACCCGGGUUGGUAAGUGAGGUGGUCUAGCAAGUGGAGAGCGUCAUGCAAGGCACAACAGACUCUGCCAUAGAUGACAGAAGAAGCUGAAACCUCCAGAGAACGCAGACGCAGAACCACAAAGAGACCCUGACCACACGACCAGCAAGCAUCCCUGUGUACGUGCCGACGAACCGUCAUCUCCUCUGAGCAGAAACACAACUCGGGUCCGAGACGAGACACCAAGUCUUGACUCCAAGAAGGCUUACACACUCCACUCCACAGCGAAGAGACUUCGCCAAUAAGUCACACCUGAUGAAGAACCGGAGAGAGCACGACCUAUCCACCAUGCACCUUCACCUCCUCGACGACAGACAAAUCUACAACAGGGAAAUUGAGAUCUGCCAUAGCCGAACCCUAAAAAGCCGACUCCUUUCCUCAGUAAACCUCGCCAUCUCGUUGAAACUCCAGAGAAAACACAACCUACCACCAGAUCUAUCUCCCCUCGAGGUAGAUCUAGGGUUCCGGCGAGUGGGAUCCAGACUAAAGGAGAGAAGCAAAGUGAAGAGAAGCAGAGAGGAGAGGAAGUCCAACCGACGUCGGAACCCGAAAGCCAAGCGCCGGUGGAAACAGUAUCGUCUUUUUAUCACCUUUUAGAAGAGAGACUUUUUUUUUUUUAGGGAAAUUGCCACAAAUACCACAUUCAUAGUACCAAUGGCAUAAGAGUCUUUUGUCACUUAAUGAAAAAUGUAUUUUUGAAAAUGUCUCAUUAGUGGUGGUAAAAAUGAAAAGUGAUACUAUGAAAGUGGUAAACAUGUAAUUUUCCCUUUUUUUAAUUUGUUAGUUGUUACAAGAUUUAUUUUCUUAACAAAAACUUAAAUUUCUGUAUGCUCUCAAAAUUCGGUAGGACAUUAUUAAUUUGUUAAUAAAAUCUAAUGGUUCUUAAGACGCAGCCUAUUGAACUUUUAGUUUACAUAAGUUAGAGCUGAUGAUACUUUGAUUUGGGAAAUUACUACGCCUAUACACACUUUUCAAUCUCUUAUUAUACAAAUAGACUAACAGUGCGGGAUGAAUGUUAUAUAUAAAACUAAUUUUAAUCUAUUCUUAUCUAUUUGUAUUCAUUUUUACGUAUUAUGUAUAUAAUUAAAUUAGAGUAAAGACAUAAAUCAAAACAAUACAUGUUUUUUUUUACGAUCAUAUUUUGGUAAAUGAAUCAAAAUAAUAAUUUUAUUUAUUUUAUAUGGUAUAUAACUAAAUUUCAGUGACAUGGACAUGGACAUAGAUAUAUAGUAUAUUUUAGUAUAAAUAUUUAAUAUUGAGAAUUAAUACUUAUAUGAUAAACACACAAUUUCUAAUGUGCAAUUUUUUAAAGGGAGAUUUACUAAAUAUGACUCAAAACUUGAUUUUGAUUACAAAAAUAUACCUAAAUUUGAAUCAAAUGUAAAAGUAACC
Brassica rapa (field mustard) is the source of this 5649-nucleotide messenger RNA. RefSeq names its product AP2/ERF and B3 domain-containing transcription factor At1g51120-like. Gene Ontology annotation, molecular function: DNA binding; DNA-binding transcription factor activity. NCBI's taxonomy places the organism in Eukaryota, Viridiplantae, Streptophyta, Magnoliopsida, Brassicales, Brassicaceae. The record is from RefSeq and is a predicted model, not a curated record. Gene Ontology annotation, biological process: regulation of DNA-templated transcription.